UCUCAAACACAUCAAAGACUUGGCUUCCAUGUUGCUGAUACCAUUCCAUUUACUCCACUGCAGCCAUUAUUAUGAGCUGUCCUCCCCUUACCAGCCUCCUGUGAUCUCUAUGUGUGACAUCUUAGUGUAGUCAGUUUGUCAGAGUUUUGUUUCCAGAAACUAUGCCACCUCUCACCUACUUCCUCAUAAGUCAACUCAAGCUGAUUAAAGUGUGGAUUCCAUCUCAUCUACAAGAAUAACAAGAUAACAAGUUAUGUAGAAGCUACUUCCCUGCCUUGCAGUAGACACACCAGAUUUAUUUUCUCUCCAGUCUUUCCACCACAGGCGAGCGAGCUUUAAGCCAAACUCUUCUCAAUUGUGAUCUGUGUGUAUCUAAUCAUAAGUAUUAUUUGUAUAUGUGUUUAAAGCUGUCAGGGAAAAUAGAGUUGAUGGCAGAAAUGCUUUACUCGAAUAAAUCCCAGCAAUUAAUAUUCAAGUCGAUGUUGAUGGUUGGCAGUAGCUGUGUGUGAGAACCAGACAGGCCUUGAUAAAAGGUUUAGCAUAUUUAAGAAAAUCUGUCUUGAGUAGUCUUUGGCCUCAGGUUAUAAAAUAGUGUGUCUGUCUGUCAUAUCCCUCAGUGCAGCUGUCAGGGAUUAUGGAGAUAAUGGGAGAAAUGUUUGAUAUUAUUAAAUAAAAGGACCAAGUUUUACAUAUUUUUGAAUGUCUGUCUUAAGUAGUCUUCUGUCUUAGGUCUCAGGUGGUCUCAGGAGGUCUCAGGAGGUAUAAUAAAUCCAUAUCAUAUCAUAUGAUCCAUAACAUCGCCUACUUUGAAUCACAUUGCGGGUCUAGAGCUCAGAAUCUUUAUGAUUUAUAUACAGUAUGUUAUCCUCUCUUUCAGAAAUGAUGUGGACUUGGACAGACUGUCUGUGUGUCAAUAUCCUGCUUCUCCUCCAAAGAGUAGGCUCUGAGAGGUUUGAGGUUCUUGGUCCGACUCGUGCCAUUGUUGCUGUGGCUGGUGAUGACAUCAUUCUGCCCUGUUCUAUCAAACCGAGUAUCACCGCUGAGGACAUGAGAGUUGACUGGUUCAGAAUCAACCUCCCAGACACUCAGUCAAACAUUAGAGUCCAUCUCUACCAAGACGGCAGAGACAAAUACCCUGAUCAGAUCCUCUCCUACAGGGGAAGGACAUCGCUGUUUAAAGAGGAACUGAAGAACGGCAACACCUCUUUGAAACUGACCAGGGUACAGGGCACUGAUGAUGGACGUUAUAAAUGUCUUGUUCAGUCUAAGACACAUUAUGAUGAUGCCACCAUUCAAGUCUACGUCAGAGCUAUAGGAUCCAAGCCAGAGGUUUCCAUUGAGGGACAGAAAGAAGGAGGGAUGACUCUGCUGUGUGUAUCUAACGGCUGGUUCCCUGAGCCUGAGUUGGAGUGGCUGGACAGUGAAGGGGUCACUCUGUCUGCUGGACCGUCAGAGACAGACAGGGACUAUGAGGGAUUCUACAUAGUUAAACUAAAGACCAUCGUAAAGGAGACUGACAUCAACCGCUUUACCUGUAGAGUCAGACAGAGACAGAUCUAUGAUGUGAUUAAGAUGGAGACAGAGUUUCACAUCCCUAGCGAGCUGAUCCUUGUUCACACAGACACAUGGAAUGUGGCCAUUGCAGUGAUUGUCUCUCUGGGCAUUUUCCUUACGGUCAUAUUAGCUUUCACCAUUUGGCGCUGGAUUGCUUUGUGCAAUGACUAUGAUGCAUCCAACGCUAAACACAGUCAAGAGAUAGAGCAAGUUAAAGAUGAACUCAGACUUGAGUUGAAGAAAGAUCUCAUCACUAAGCUGAAGAUACUUGCUGAUCAGCUGGAUUUAGUAAACAUGAAGGGCUGUCCAGAACUUGAAACCAUCAGAAAACAUGCAGUGGAUGUGACUCUAGAUCCUGAUACAGCACAUCCCGGACUCAUCCUGUCUGAAGACAGGAAACAAGUGAGACGUGGAAACAUAAAACAGAAUCUCCCUGAUAACCCAGAGAGGUUUGAUACUGUUCACUAUGUCCUGGGAAAGGAGGGUUUCUCCUCUGGGAGAUUCUACUAUGAGGUGCAGGUGGAGGAGAAGACUGGGUGGACUUUAGGAGUGGCCAGAGAGUCCAUCAACAGGAAGAAGUAUAUUUUCAUGAAACCUGAGAAUGGAUGCUGGACUGUUUGGCGGAGGAAUAAAGAGUACAAGGCUUUCACUGGUCCCUCUGUUAUCCUCUCCCUGAGAGAGAAGCCCCAGAAGGUGGGGGUGUUUGUGGAUUAUGAGAAGGGUCAGGUCUCAUUCUACAAUGUAGAGGCCAGGUCUCAUAUAUACUCUUUCACUGGCUACACCUUCACUGAGAAACUCUAUCCAUUCUUUUAUUCUGGUAUUACUGAUAUCUCAGACCCACUGGUCAUCACUCCUGUAGGUGUCACCGACUAACUGUUUUAUAUCAAACAUUGAAAUACUGGUUGUAUGUGUGUGUGUGUGUGUGUGUGUGUGUGUAUGCGUGUGCGAGUGCAAGUGUGUGUGUUACUGUCAUGACGUUUCCCUGAUGGGUGAGGUUUAUGACCCCCCCCCCAUAAAUACCUGUCCUCCUUUUCUCUCCACUCUACAGAAUGGACUCCUGGAAAGCCCUGUGUUACCACAGAGAAAGUAUGGUAAUAUCAAAAGGCUGGGGAAUGGAACAAUAGUUCCCUUUCUCAACCAGUUGAAAGUGUCCGUUGGUCCUUAAAGAAUAUGAUGUCAGAUCAGUUGUUGUCUGGGACAUUAUAUCUGAUGAUAGAACGACAUAAAUUGUAUCUUGGAAAGUCUACACAUUCUAGUUAUCAGAUUCACAUGGAAUUAAAUAUGAAACUAUUUGUGAAAAGAUUAAAUGUAAUUUUAACUUCUAAAUGAGAGAAUUGUUUUCAUGAGUAAACUAUUCUCACUCAGUGGCCACACCCAAGUGAACAGACAUUGGUUGAGAACUAUGAAACACGCCCUUCUCUCCCCCAGUACAAAAGUCUGUUGACGGAAGUUAACCUUAGUUCCCGAUGACGUGAGGACUGGUGUUCGUACGUUUAAAAGGGCUAAUUUCAACUACAACCUAGCAAAAUUAACAUUUAGUUCCAGAAAUGUUAGGACUGCCGUCCUAAUGUUUAAAAGGGCGAAUUUCAACAUGGAGGUGAUGAUCACCUCGCUGAAAUGGUGUAUUUCGACUAGACCAGCCAGAAUACAGCAUAAACUGAUUAUGGCAACUUAGUAUGAACAUUGAACAAUUAUUUACUAAAGAAGUGAUACAUCCUAGACGUCGAGUUAUCAGCUGCAGCUGUAAACGUAUGUGGCCUAGGAAAGGACAGACAAUCUCCUAAGAACGACAGGGUACUUUGACGUACCCGCUCUACAACACUACGACCAGAAAUAUUCUUCAAAGGACAAUGGUGAUCUCUGCUGGGCAAACCAGUCUUCCAUCUUCGACCCAUCUAUCGAAGCGCAGCUCAGAGUAAAUAUAUAUGUUGCAUUUUCCUUUUCUGAAUGGGUGAUUAUUAGAAUGCAUAAGAUUCUGUAUUUACAGUAGCAUAGCUUCUCAAGGUCCGAUAGAGACCCAAUCCCUUUGUCCCUCAGUCUGCCGCUCUUUCAUUCAAACCCAACCCCCUUCUUUUGUGUAACCAGCCGUUAGGGGCUUUUCAUGACAUGAUUAGUAAUCGAUGUAUUAUCUAUACUGUGUAUAUAUGUAAUUCUGUGUGAUUAUUUUGGUAUUUACUAAAUAAAUAAUUACACCAAUUAGUGCAUUGCUGAUUCAACUUGUUA
Salvelinus fontinalis (brook trout) is the source of this 3777-nucleotide messenger RNA. RefSeq names its product butyrophilin subfamily 2 member A2-like. Bases 859 to 2427 code for a protein of 522 amino acids. The record is from RefSeq and is a predicted model, not a curated record. Gene Ontology annotation, molecular function: protein binding. Lineage: Eukaryota; Metazoa; Chordata; Actinopteri; Salmoniformes; Salmonidae. The transcript is spliced from 11 exons.